AUGGUUCCUUCCAAAAGUAAAACAGCAGCGGUUUUUUGCGUAAUGUAUAGAGUCGAAGAAAUCCCAGAAGGAGGAGAAUGUUGCUCUAGACAAGAAGUCGUUGAAACGAACCAUUGAGGAAGUCGAGUCUGUAGAGCUUAUAAUUUUGGCAAUAAUAAACAGGAAAAUAGU
This is a messenger RNA of Blastocystis hominis, 171 nucleotides long. RefSeq lists its product as hypothetical. Bases 1 to 117 code for a protein of 38 amino acids. The record is from RefSeq and is a predicted model, not a curated record. NCBI's taxonomy places the organism in Eukaryota, Bigyra, Opalinata, Blastocystidae. The transcript has a single exon.